Messenger RNA from Gopherus flavomarginatus (Mexican gopher tortoise), 1850 nucleotides. Its product is annotated as fatty-acid amide hydrolase 1-like. Gene Ontology annotation, molecular function: amidase activity; fatty acid amide hydrolase activity. Gene Ontology annotation, biological process: fatty acid catabolic process. The record is from RefSeq and is a predicted model, not a curated record. The transcript is spliced from 15 exons. NCBI's taxonomy places the organism in Eukaryota, Metazoa, Chordata, Testudines, Testudinidae. The coding region runs from base 1 to 1728 and encodes 575 amino acids.
AUGGGAGCCGGCGCCUCGGCCAUCUCCGCCCUGCUCUGCGGCGCGGCCGCGGCCGCCCUGCUGCUGCGCUGGCGCGGGAGGAGCGGGCUCCGCCGGGCGGUGGCCGAGGCUGGCCGGCGGCGGCAGCUGGCGCUGGGGCGGAUGGAAGAGGCCGCGGGGCGGUUUCGGGAGCAGAAUCCUGAUGUAGAGGCGGAUCCCAUCCUGUCUCUCUCCUUGGUGGAGCUCUCUGAGAAACUCCGGGACGGUUCCCUUUCCCCAGACUGGGUCUUCUAUACUUACAUGGACAAGGCCCUGCAAGUGACCAAGGAAAUCAACUGUGUGACUGAUUACCUCCAGGAGUCUGAGUCCCAGCUUCAACAAGUGAAAAGACAGAAGAAGAAGGACUUGCUGUAUGGGGUCCCAGUCAGUAUAAAGGAUUCCAUUAACUGUAAGGGCCACGAUUCCACCCUGGGGCUUGUGAAACGUCUCAAUCAGCCUGCUGCUGAGGACUGCGUGGUGGUGCAGGUGUUAAAGAGACGGGGGGCACUUCCAUUUGUGAAGACCAACGUUCCCCAGUCCCUGUUAAACUAUGACUGCAGUAAUUUAAUCUUUGGCCAGACAGUGAACCCUCUGGACCACAGCAAAACGCCUGGCGGCUCCUCUGGAGGAGAAGGGGCGCUGAUUAGCAGCGGCGGAUCCAUCCUGGGCAUUGGGACGGAUGUAGGAGGAAGCCUCCGUAUUCCAGCAGCCUUCUGUGGGAUUUGUUCGCUCAAAGCCACUGGAGGCAGACUGAGCAAGAAAGGAAUGGUCUCCAGUAUUCCGGGGCAGAAAUCAGCUGUAGUAGGGGUGGGGCCAAUGGCGAGGGAUGUGGACAGCCUGGUUCUGUGCAUGAGGGCACUCCUGUGUGAAGACAUGUUCCACCUGGACCCCACCGUGCCGCCGGUGCCCUUCAACGAGGAGGUGUUCUCCAGCUCACGGCCCCUCCGCGUAGGAUAUUACGACACUGAUUCUUUUACAAUGCCAGGUCCUUCCAUGAGACGAGCGGUUUUGGAGACCAAGCAGCUUCUGGAGAACGCAGGCCAUACGCUGGUGCCAUUCAAACCCUGUCGUAUUGAACACCUUAUGUUUGAUAUUUCUGUAAGAGGAUUGUUUGCAGACGGGUGCUCCACCUUUUUGGACCGCUUGCAAGGGGAACUAGAAGAUCCCAACAUUAAACAGUUACUUCUGUUGUCUAAAGCACCAGGCUGGCUAAGAAGUCUCUUGUCCUGGAUUAGCAAACCAAUAGUGCCUAGAUUAGCAAAAGUCCUGGGAAACAUGAACGAGAGGUCAGUGAAAGAACUCUGGAAACUUCAUUGUGAGAUUGAGGAGUAUUGCCAAGAAUUCAUCACCGAAUGGAGGAAGCUGGACCUGGAUGUGAUGCUGUGUCCGGUUGUGGGCCCUGCUUUUCAGGUUGGAUUUCCUGGGAAGCUCUCAGUGGCAGCGAGUUACACUAUUUUGUAUAACUACUUGGACUUCCCCGCCGGGGUUGUGCCUGUCACUGCGGUGACGAAGGAGGAUGAGGAAGAGCUGAAGAACCACAGAGGACACUAUAACGAUUGGUGGGACAAGGUCUUUGUAAAGGCUAUCCGGGGAGGCGUGGGGCUGCCCGUGGCGGUGCAGUGCGUGGCUCUGCCAUGGCAGGAGGAGCUGUGCCUGCGGUUCAUGAAGGAGGUGGAGACGCUGACCCGAAGGAGGCAAAGAAACCUUUGAACGACGGGGAAGAUGGAACGCUGCUGGGUACAAUGUUCUUCGUCUGUGCCAGCCAGCCAUCUGCAUCAAACAGCGAUGUUAAUGGCACAACCUUGGUUUCAAUAAAUAACUUGAUAGUGCUU